Molecule: messenger RNA, 8358 nt
Organism: Menidia menidia (Atlantic silverside)
Lineage: Eukaryota; Metazoa; Chordata; Actinopteri; Atheriniformes; Atherinopsidae
Source: the annotation of a GenBank genome assembly
AUGCCACAGAGUGCAAAUGAUCAUACUGGUGAAGGAUUCAUUUUUACCCUGGACUACCCUGGAGCUCGCAGCUCAAGCCCAGGACAAGAUGCAACCAGUGAGUCUGUUCAGAGCACCGAGAUGGACACUCCUACCAUACUUACUUGGAUGGUUCUCCUCCUCAGCUCGACCUGUCAUGCUGAAGAGGAUGCAGAAGAUUUCAACUGUCCAGAACACCAGAAAGGAUUUGAUGAUGCUUGCUAUGAGUUUGUGGGUAUGCAGCUGUCCUUUCUGAGAGCCCAGGCCUGGUGUGAACGAGGCGGUGGUCAUCUCGUCUUCAUCCUCAACGAUGAAACGCAGCAGUUCCUUCAGACGCACUUGGAGCCAGACAAGAACUGGUGGCUUGGGCUGGCACCGGCAGCUCCAAAUCUCACGCUGGAUAUUGAUGCAACUGAGGGUUCUCUUGCAUGGUUAGAUGGUUCAGAUGUUAGCUACAGUAACUGGAUUGAUCCUCCACUGCCACGGGCAAAAUGUGGACAUAUCCUGAGAGAUGCUGGCUUUGAGUGGGAGGCCACAGAAAAUUGUACCCAGGAACACAGCUUCAUUUGCCAGUUUGAUGCUGGAAGAACGAUUGCAUGUGAAGGCCAAAAUGCCACAUUGCAGUGUGGUUCUGGUCAAGUUAUAGAGAUAGAAGAUUCUUUUUAUGGUCGAAAGACCAUUCAUUAUUGCAGGUCCAAACCUGCAGCCUCAGGCACAUUUUCCCAGGAGGAGUGCAGCUGGAUAAAUGUGGUUGAUUCUGUAAUAGCUCAGUGCCACGGACUACAGGCGUGCCAAGCUUCAGUGGAUCCAGCCUCUUUUGGUGAACCUUGUCUCGUGCUGGGAAGUUACCUUGCUGUAGAGUACCACUGCAAAUAUGGACUUCAUUUACUGAUGACAAAACUGGCCUCAGUCUUUGAUAAUGUCACCAUCACUGUGAAGUGGCUCCUCCAUCCAUUCCAGGGAAACUUAACAUGCACAGUGAAUGCUGGAGACGGCCACAUUAUCGAUCCGUACACCCCAGAAGAGAUGGAGAGCAAAAUUUUGCACAGAUUUCAACAACCUGGAUUUUUUAUGGUUGUGGUGGAGUGCACUACCAAUGACUGGCAUGUCACUGCUCAGAGAGGCAUAACCAUUCAGGAGCCGGUUAGGGAGUUUAACGUCAUCAAAUGCUAUAGCAGGAAUAUGGCAACCAAUGGCACUAAAUGCAACGCGCAGUAUGGCUGGCCUGUUCAGAUCCAGCUUCAGGUGGAGGCUGGCACGAGUGUUUCCUACACAAUCAAUCAUGAGGCUCAUAUGAUUGCAAAUUCUACUGUGGAAACAGGAGUUAUACCUCAUAACAUCACAAUAACCACAAGUAUGGUGCAGAAUCUGGGACAUGGCUGCCAUAAUUUGACCCUAGCUGCAUCUAACAGAGUCACAACCCGCAUGGUGUCCACUGAUCUGGUCCUGUGUCUGCUGGAGCCUGUUCAUGGCCUGCACGCUUCUGUGAUAGCAGAGGCAGACGCGUGUCCAGAGUCCACUGAUCUCAUCAUCGGUGUCACAUUGGAGCGAGGGACAGCGGUGGAGCUGGUUUUUAAUCUCACUGGAGCCGAGGACACACUGACUGAGACCAGAAGCAUGCUGAAUAUCAGUUUGCAAACCUACACCUUCUCUAACCCACUUGAAGGAUUUCGCAGGCUGAAAGUAAGAGCCAUGAAUGCCUUGUUGACCUCUGACGUGGAUACUGGCUUUAUGGACUUGAGAAUUACUGCUUCCCCUGACAAAAUGGUUGACCACACUCAAAAGGUCACACUGAUGUCAAAUGGGAUGGAAUCCUUUCCCAGAAAUGGGACUGCAUAUGAGUGGAAAUGUAUGGGAAACUGCAGAUGCAGAAACAUUGCAAAGGAUGAAAUUCACAUUGUUGAAAAAGACUGCCUUCCAGAUCCAUUUGAAUUUUUAAAAUAUAUUUUAACUGUGAGGAAAAGAACUUGGUUUAGGAAAGGGGGCGAUGUUGCUUCAGUGUCCAAGUGCAUCACUGUGGCACCUUCAAUUGAAUUUACAGAUAUCACUAUCAGUUGUGAAAAUUGUGAUUCUCUAAAUGAGGGUGACCAUGCAAAACUAAGACUUAGAUGUGAGACAACCUGCCCAGAUGUAGUUUGGUUUAUGGAAGAUCCCAAACCUUUGGCUGGUGACUUAGCUGAAUGCUACUCAAAGGCAGGAAGCAGACCAGCUAUUGAAAAACAGGAUGGCAACACUGAAUUUACCAUUCACAGCCAGUAUCUACAAGCUUCCAGGCGCUUGCGGCACAACAUCACCGUGAUUGCUUAUGGCAAGACCGUGCCUGGUUUUGUCAAAUACAGUCUUCCAGUACCAACUCAUGACCCGGUGCUGACGACCGAUGCACCCGCUGUUGCUUCCUGUAACAUCUCCCCGCGCUCAGGAACAGUGCUUGAUCCUUUUGACAUUACCUGCAAGGCAACACCUUUCUGCUCCACGGGCUGUCUUUACUGCUUCAAGACCAGCACAGGCAAACAUCUACGAUGCAGCAAUUCAAAUGAGUUGAAAUCCAUCUUCUUGCCCUCUGGAGAUGAGAACAACGACUACAAUUUGUCUGUUUUGGUAACCGUGAAAAAUGAGUACACAACAACAACUACAGAGAUCGCCACCAAGGUACGAAAAAGUAGUGACAGCACCUCCAUUAGGACCCUGCAGUCUGCAGUGGAGGACACUCUGAGUAGUUUAGAGCAACAAGGCCUUCUCUCCGGUGAGGCACUUGGACAGAUAUUCACUUCAGUUUCUGAUAUUCUGAACUCAGAGUCUGGCCAAGAUCACAAGGAUGCAAAGUCAAAACUCAGAGGGCAAAUGUUGAACAAAAUGACAACCGUUCUACUGGAUUCCCCAAGCAACACCACUCAGGAAGUGGAAGUGACAGCUAGAGCCGUGGCAGGCCUCACACAGAUCACAGAUGAGCUCAGCCCUGCCGCUCAGGAAGAAGCAGGUUCGUUGUUGGUAGACCUCAGCUCCUCCCUAAAGACCUUCAGUGUUAAUCAGCACGGAGCAGAUGAGGAAGAAGUCAUGCAAGCAGCUACACCAAUCGUAGAUGCAGCUAGUAAUAUUCUGAAUGUUUCAUCAAAUAAAAAAGUCUCAGAUUCUCUUCUGAUUGGGAUAAACAACAUUCAGAGUGUUUUACUGAAUAACAAAAAGCUGAAUGGACAUCCUACUAUCAUUGAUUCUGACCAGAUCAGUGUGUAUGUUAACAGAAUAUCUUCAGAAGACAUGAAAAUUCAGGGAAUAAAUGUCCAAAAGAACAGCUCCUCCAGAUUUACGCUCCCCUUACUGCCUGCUGAUGUCAUUUCUCCAGAUGAGACAGUGGAUGUUAGAAUGAUGACUUUUGAGAAGAAUCCAUACUCUUGGAAGGAGGAAAACAUCACAGGAGCCGUGGGGUCCCUUUCUUUAACCAGAGCGAAUGGCACCGUCAUACCUGUUGAGAACUUGCCUGAAGAAAUAGAGAUUCUCCUACCCAGGCUUGACACUGGACAGGAAAACAGCACAGUCAUUGACCUCGCCAAUUUCAGCACAUUGAUGAUUGACAUACCGUCUCCAGAUGUUACACUAGUGCUGAAAAUGGAGCCCUCUGAAGAAAUUUCAUUAAUGCUGUUCCUCGGAUAUAAAGAUUACCCAAGUAAUGACAACUAUGUAGCCAAGACUCUGAUCCCUCAAGAGCAUGGAAAUGAAGAUGAAAAAUUUACCUGGGUGCUGAGGCCCAGAGACAGAACUGGAGAUGCUGGAGUCCAUUACCUUGUUAUAAAGCCAGUUGUGGAGCCUGGCGUCAAAUCGAUCAAUGCUACCGUCACUGUUAUUUCUAUCGCUGCCCAGUGCAAAUACUGGAAUGAAACAUUGUCCUCUUGGAGUGAAGAUGGCUGCAGAGUCGGGCCUCUCACCACACCCUUGGUGACUCAGUGCCUCUGUAACCACUUAACUUUCUUUGGCAGCUCUUUCUUUGUCAUGCCAAACUUAGUGGAUGUCUCUCGCACUGCUGAGCUUUUUGCCACAUUUGCCAACAAUCCUGUGGUGGUUUGUUUUGUGGGUGCCAUCUUUGCUGCCUAUCUGCUGGCGGUUGUAUGGGCACGCAGAAAAGACAUCCAAGACUCAGCAAAGGUCAAGAUAACAGUUCUUGAGGACAAUGACCCCUUGGCUGAGUACCGUUAUAUGCUGACUAUCAGCACAGGGCACCGACAUGGUGCGGCUACGUCCUCUCAGGUGACCAUAACCCUGCUGGGUACCGAGGGAGAAAGUGAACCCCACCAUUUGACAGACUCUGAGAAGCCUGUGUUUGAAAGGGGUGGGGUGGACAUGUUUCUGCUGACCACUCACUUUUCCCUUGGAGAUCUACAGAGCAUAAGAUUAUGGCAUGACAAUUCUGGAGAUCACCCUGCAUGGUAUGUCAAUAAAGUGAUGGUGCAGGAUUUGGAAACGGGUCAGAAAUGGCAUUUUCUGUGUAACUCCUGGCUGGCCGUAGAUGUGGCCGAGUGCACUCUUGACAAAGUCUUCCCAGCAGCAACAGAGACGGAUUUGAAGAGAUUUAGUAAUUUGUUCUUCAUGAAGACGGCCAAAGAUUUCCAAGAUGGCCACAUCUGGUUCUCUGUUGUUAGUCGACCUCCCAGCAGCACUUUCACGCGCGUGCAGCGAGUGUCCUGUUGUUUUUCCCUUCUGCUCUGCACCAUGCUGACCAGUAUCAUGUUUUGGGGAAUCCCCACUGACCCCUCUGAGCAGACUAUGGACCUAGGUCACAUUGAGUUCACCUGGCAACAAGUGAUGAUUGGAAUUCAAAGUUCAAUCAUCAUGUUCCCCAUCAAUCUCUUAAUUGUGAGCAUCUUCAGAAACACUCGUCCUCGAGAGAAAGCAUCCAAAAUGGAUCAGAGAGCUUCAAAACAGGGGAACACAGUGAAAGUUUCCCCCUCACAGACCUCAUCCCCUCAGAAAGAAAUUAAGGACAUCACUCCAGAUACCGUGAUAAAGGACAUCAAGAGAAUUGCUCAGUCACUCUCAAAGGCAGUGAAGAGUCCACUGCCACAUCUGGAGCUCCAUCCUGGUCAGCAUGCUGACAUCAACACUCUACUGUCUCUGGUGGAGGACAUCAUCAGACAGCAGAAUCGAACAGCUGGAGACUUCUACACUGACACUUUGAAAAGCGAUCGAACUAUGAUCCUCCAUUUAGGUGGAGUGAAUCUCCAAGAAAACAAUGUAUGGGAGAGCCCAGAAAGGACAUCUGAUGACAUUCAGAAGAAGAGCAACAACAGCAGAUACCUCUACAGGCAGCUGCAUCACGUUGAGAAGGAGCUCGGUCUGUUGGGACCGUCUCGUUUUCCUAACUUAGACAGCUACAACAAGGCCAUGCACCAAGUGCAAGGGAUGAAAAAUCAUUUGGAGUUCCACCUGCUGUCGUCCAGCCUUGACGGGGAGCAGUCCAAUCACAGCCCCAGCUCAGACGAGAGUAUUGACGGCAGCUCUAACAAGAAACACCACCAAGGAGGUCUGCCAUGGUGGUUUGUUUUUGUUGGGUGGACAUUGGUGAUAGCAACCAGUGGAGUGUCAGGAUACUUUACGAUGAUGUAUGGGCUGACCUAUGGGAAAGACCGCUCUAUAAGUUGGCUUAUCUCCAUGGUGGUUUCCUUUUUUGAAAACGAUCCUGAUGCUGUGCGGAUAGCGAGAAGAGACAGCACAAGCAGUUUCUAUCAACCACCACCUCCUACUGACGUGGAGAGGUUGCGGAGUAACAUGAUUAAAGAGCAGAAAGUCUUUGCCCUCAUCAGAGAGAUUCUUGCCUACGCUGGAUUUAUGUGGAUGUUACUGCUGGUGGCAUAUGGUCAGAGGGACCCCAACGCUUAUUUUCUGACACAACACAUUCGACAAAGCUUCAGCAAAGGCAUCUCAGAUACCAUGAGUAUUCAGGAUGUCUUCGACUGGGCUAACACAACUUUGCUGGCUAACUUGUUUGGAGAGCAUGCAGGAUUCAUCACGGAUGGAAAUUCGAAGCUGGUGGGCAAUGCUCGAGUCCGCCAGAUUAGAGUACAGAAAAACUCCUGCCACAUAGCUCGCUCCAUGCGGCACACUGUGCCUGGAUGUCAUGCUCCAUACUCAUGGGAACUGGAAGACAUGGGCUCUUACGGCCCAGGCUGGAGUCAGUCUGAGGGUCAUAAUGCCUCACUGACCCCUCACAGCCCUUGGACAUACAAGUCUCAGAGGAAACUAAGGGCUUACCCCAUCUGGGGUAGUGUAAGGCUCUACAGAGGAGGGGGGUUUGUGAUGGAUCUGGGGCCAGAUUUACAAAAUUCAAGCAGAAUUCUUCAGUAUCUUCAUGACAACACCUGGUUUGAUAUGUACACCCAGGCAAUCUUCAUUGAGUUUACUGUUUACAAUGCAAACGUCAACCUUUUCUGCAUUGUAACACUGAUGCUGGAGACUACAGCCAUAGGAGCUUUCGAGUUCCGCAGUGAGCUUCAAACUGUUCGUCUUUACCAGUCAACUGGUGGCCUCCACAUUUUUGUUAUGGCCUCUGAGGCUGUUUAUUUUCUCUUUAUCAUCUAUUACAUGUUUAUUCAGGGAAAGCUAAUGAAGGCACAGAGAUGGGCUUAUUUCAAGAGUAAGUGGAAUCUGCUUGAGCUGGCGAUAAUCAUUCUCAGCUGGAGCGCUCUCUCUGUCUUCAUCAAGAGGACUUUACUGGGAAAGAGGGACAUAAGCUAUUAUCAGGACAACAAAGAACAAUAUGCCAGUUUCCAUGAAACAGCGAAGGCUGAUGCAGUGCUCGGGUAUCUGAUUGCCUUUCUGGUACUGCUGGCUACAGUCAAGCUGUGGCACCUGCUGAGACUGAACCCCAAGCUGCACAUGAUCACAGCCACGCUGCAGCGAGCCUGGACUGAUAUUUCAGGCUUCCUGGUGGUCAUGAUAGUCAUGUUCUUGGCCUACUCCAUUGCUUCCAACCUGAUGUACGGGUGGAAGCUGUAUUCUUAUCGGACUCUGCUUGAUGCUGCACAAACCAUAGUCAGCUUGCAGCUUGGUAUUUUCAACUACGAUGAGGUUCUGAAUUACAAUCCAGUUCUCGGAGCGUUCCUCAUUGGCUCCUGCAUUGUGUUCAUGACCUUUGUGGUGCUGAACCUCUUCAUCUCUGUCAUUCUUGUGGCAUUCAGUCAAGAGCAGAUACAUCACAAGCCAUCAGAAGAGGAGGAGAUUGUGGACCUGAUGCUGAUGAAGCUCUGCAGUUUGUUUGGGCUCAAAUGUAAGAAACAGUCAGGUGAUUGUUCAACUGUGAAGCAAUUUGUUUCAUCUGUCCCAGAUCACAAACUCUCGACAGUUUCUUCUGGCAAUAUUCAGGAUGGAUUAUAUGUCCCCCCUACUUAAACAUUAGAAGAACCUAAGGCAGCUUCACUUCUGUCAUUGCUGUUGUAUUGGAGGCAUCAUUCAUAUCAUGUUGUUGCUUUAUAACUGAGCAUUAGUCCAUGCAAGUUAAUGUAUGACCAGCUGCAGAUCUGUAACUGUUAUAUGGGUAGAUAGCAACUAGCAAAAAGCAAAAUGUAUAGGGACAAUGCGUAUAUUAUUCGCUAAGAUAUUAAAUUCAUGAUACAGUAUAUCAUCCAACAAAUAAAUUUGUGCUUCAUGUGAUUAAACGGUCUGUAGUAUAAUAUCCUUUGUUUUGGAUAUCAGUGGAAUUAUGUGUUAUCAUCAUAGGAUACUUUAAGACAUUUCAGAAUGUAUGCUUUAUUAUCUAUUUCAGCAGCGGUAGGCUCAACUUGGUGAGCCACUUCUAACAGACAGUAGUGAUGUGGAAGAAUGACAAAAAAAUAAGAUAAGUUUAUUGCAAAAAAAGUGAAAAAAAUGGAACAUUUAUUUUCAAGGAGCAUAAUAUUUCACUGACAAUCCACAUCAAAUAUGUUACUUUUGAGAGUAAGCCAAGGUCCUGUUUGGAGGUUUAAAUAAGAACUUGAAACAUUGAUGAGGUGGCUGCAUUAAACCGUACUGGGUUUAUGUGGUACUACCUUUGAAUGUGCAUGUCGUUAAGAUCUAGAUUGGCUUUAUGUAUAAAGUACAGAUACAUAGUCGAAUGUAAUCUAAUCUGCAGAUCAAUUAACCAUAAACAUGAGUCCAUACUUUAGUUGGCAGCUGCUAAUUCACAAGUCAAUGUCAACCAUGCUGCUGUGCUAUGGAAAUAGAUUCCUGUCACUUUCAUGCCCUUUGGCUUGACAAAAAGCUCUAUGUUGAUGGCAUUUUGAAACAGGACUUAGAGAAAGUGUAUCUAUGUGUCAAUCUUGUGAUUAAUGAGACUUGCCCUGAGACGGCCCUGGUUUUCUGUGUGGCUACUUCCCU